Aedes aegypti (yellow fever mosquito) is the source of this 882-nucleotide messenger RNA. RefSeq names its product extensin-1. Bases 136 to 741 code for a protein of 201 amino acids. The record is from RefSeq and is a predicted model, not a curated record. The transcript has 3 exons. Lineage: Eukaryota; Metazoa; Arthropoda; Insecta; Diptera; Culicidae.
UUUCGAAUCAAAAAUUAUACGCGGCGUGACAUUUUAUAUAAAAGCUAUCGAGUUCUACCCGAGUGUCAGUAGUGUUCAAGACUUCCUCCGCUGAAACAUAUUGUGUUCAAAUAGUUCCAAAACCAAUAUUUAACCAUGUUCAAGGUUGUGUGUCUUCUGGCUCUGGUUGCGAGCAUUUCCGCCACCCCAACUUUGUUGUUGGCCAAGAAACUUGCCCUCAAACAUCUGUUGCUGUCGAAAGCCCAUGAAGGGUCGGUUCCAGCCGGACCCGUUGGAUAUGCAGCUGAACCCGUUCCAUAUGCUCAUCCAGUUGCUUAUGCUCAACCCGUUGCAUAUGCCCAACCCGUGGCUUAUGCUCAGCCAGCUCCAGUGUACGUCCAACCUGCUCCAGCCCCACAAGUAAUUGAGGCUCGUCAAGUCCCAGCCCCAGCUCCAGUUCACCACGUUGUGUAUGUGUCCAAGCCUGAGCCCCAGCCUGAGAUCGUUCAUCACACCCAAGCAGUGACCUAUGAGGCUGCUCCUCAACCUGCUGCUACCUAUGGCCCACCAGCCACCACUUUUGAAAUUGCUCACCAGCCUGCCGUAACCGUCGAGGCUCCAGCAGUCCACCACGCCGUUACCUACCAGGCUGCUCCAGUGCCAGUUAGCUAUGCUGCCCCCGCUCCAGUCACUUAUGCUGCACCUGCUCCAGUGUUUCACAAGCCCAAGGGAUUCGAACUGACCAAGCGUUUCUUCUUCUAAACGUGAUACGUUUCAGUACUCCAGAGCGUUGAACCAAAUCCAAAAUUUCACCACAAAACAAUAGGACAAUUUUACCAAUUUUUAGUAUGAGCGCAUCUUUGAAGAAUGCAUUUAAUAAAGUGUAGUGAAACAAAUUUAAAA